AUGUGGGCUGAUUACCCGGGAUUUGGGGCAGGUAACCUGGGAUGUGGAGCUGGUAACCCGGGAUUUGGGGCAGCUGAUUACCCUUCGGGAUUUGGGGCAGGUAACCUGGGAUGUGGAGCUGGUAACCCGGGAUUGGGGCAGGUAACCUGGGGAUGUGGAGCUGGUAACCCGGGAUUGGGGGCAGGUAACCUGGGGAUGUGGAGCUGGUAA
This is a messenger RNA of Haliotis rubra (blacklip abalone), 210 nucleotides long. RefSeq names its product keratin-associated protein 6-3-like. NCBI's taxonomy places the organism in Eukaryota, Metazoa, Mollusca, Gastropoda, Lepetellida, Haliotidae. The coding region runs from base 1 to 210 and encodes 69 amino acids. The transcript has 2 exons. The record is from RefSeq and is a predicted model, not a curated record.